AGAAAACAAAAAAUAAAAUUCACUCCGUCGACUUCACGGACAGCCCAGCAUUGCGUGUAGCGCCCUCCCUCUGUUGGGGUGGUACUUCGAUGCCGGUGGGGUCACUCAAACCCCCAGAACUGAGCCUCUACUUUAGUCAAUCCUCUUUGGUGGGGUCACACAAACCUUCAGAACUGAGCCUUUACACAUUCACACACAAGUUAAUUCUCCAGGUGGUCCGGAGUGCUAUUGUUAUUUCAUAUGCACAUACUUGUGUGUCUAAAAAAAUAGGUGUGGACUCACUCAUCAUCAGUUGUCAAGUGCAACGCACCGCGCAUCUUCUUUUUGUCCAUCAAACGUCAAAAUAAAACAGAAUUAGAGAAUCGUGUAAAAUGGAAUAUUUUGACGUACCCUUACGGCUGGAUUUUUUUUUGUCAUAAUAAUGUGUCAACUGCAGUAGUUUUUAUCCUGCCAGUGGAGGAGACAUAAAUAAUGGCUGAAAUAUUUCACAACGGUAAUUAUCAGAUAGUUUCAAACGCGAAUGAUAUGACUACUUUGGAUAUACAAAAACAGAAUUCACUUCUUGAUCACAUGGAGAUUGCCAUUGUUGAGGCGGAAAAACGAGCAAAUGGUGGUCUCAAUUUGCGGGAGUUUUACACAGUCUAUUUAGUAGAAACCAAAGUGGUGGAUCCAGACUUCAGAGAGGCGUUGACGACGAUAAGUUCGUUAUGGCGCCGUUACACAGAGUUUGAAAUGCUAAGAGCUUACUUGGAAGUAACCUAUCCUUUCGUAGUACUGCCAUCGUUACCAGAAAAGAAAGUACUGUACGCUUGGCAGAAAGUAACGACAGACACAUUCGAUCCAGAUUUUGUCGACCGUCGUCGAGCUGGUUUAGAAAAUUUUCUAUUACGAGUGGCAGCUCAUCCAAUUCUAUCACGGGAUAAACACCUUAUGGGUUUUCUGCAGCAGCGAGAGGGCUGGAAGGAAAGCAUAAAAGAGAGUGGAUACUUGCAAUUGGCUGAGAACAAAUUGAAGGCCCUCAGUGUUGCUGUGAGGCUCAGGAAACCCGAUAAGAGAUUCGAGACAGUUAAAUGUUAUGGUGUUGAGCUUCAGAAUAAUUUGGGCAAUCUGCUGCGUGUUCGUGCGAGAUGUGCCGAGAGACAAUACAGUUUAUACAAGCUACACGCGAAUUAUGGAAGAGUAUUUAGUGAGUGGAGUGCAAUUGAGAAAGAAUUGGGUGAUGGACUCCAGAAGUCUGGCCAUUACAUGGACUCGUUGGCUGCAACGAUAGACAGCCAUUUGGAGGAGGAGGAAUUGAUUGCCGACCAGUUGAAAGAGUGGCUCUUCGGAGCAUCUGCUUUACAGGCUGUUGUUAGACGCAGGGAAGCAUUACAAUUAGUCAAAGACGAGGCCACCGAUAAUCUUACCUCUGCAUAUGACCAAAAAGACAAAGUCCUCCAAGGCAAGUCUGGAUUGAUGUCCCGUUUAUUCGGCUCUGUCGAUUCUGAAGAGAUGAGGGAGGUCAAGGCUAAUCAAAUGGAACAACGAAUUGUUCAGGCCGAGGUAAUUGAUAAGGAAACACACGAGGAUCUAACGUCUUUCUCCUCAAAGGCAUUAAUGGAGAUCGACCGUUUCCAGCAACAAAAGAAUGUUGAUCUCAAAGAAACAUUAACAGCUUACUGUAUACUGCAAUUCAAACUAGCCAGAAAGAGCCUUCAAAGCUGGCAGCAUAUCAAACAAUGCUUGGAGGGCAUGCCAUAAGCAAUUCCGUCUUUUUAUCAUUUUCAGUGUGUCCAAUGAGACGAGACGAAAAAGUAUAUAAUAUCAGAUAUAUUAUUUCAUUUCACUUCUCAAUGAAUUUAACUAUUACUAUUCAAUGAGAUGUCUUUAUUCUACUGGCAAAGCAAAUUUUCAGGGACGAGCAUAAUUGUGUAGUAACUCGAUAUAACGCUGCAAGUAAAUUUCUCCCUUAUGUUAUUCAGCAGUUUAAAUUCUAGCUUUUGAAUAUAGACAUGACAUUUUGCAUAGCUAUAAUCCAUAUCAUAUUUCCACAUGGUGUCAUUCAGUGUUCAUAGAUUCAUCUCGUCAUUUAGCGCAUAAUUACUCACAGAUCAUUUACAUUUAAAUGCAGUCUGUGACCAAGUGAUAUCAAUAACAGAUGAUAUUGUCUCGACUAAGUCGUAAAUAUCUUCGAAAAAGUGAGUCGUGUGCGAGAAUGGUAGAUUUUUUAAUAUAUUACGAAAUCUUACCCUAAAAAUAAUUUUGCCACGAAUCUUCCAAACUUCUCAUUUAGCGAUAUAUUCCCAGUGACAUAAACAUUUAUUCUAGUCUCAUAUUUUCCGUUUAGAUUUCAGAAAAAAAUUCAGAGUCUUUUAUCGUUUGAAAAACAAUGAAAGCGGAUUGAAUUUUAUAGAGCAUGUCAGAGAAGUAUUUUCGAUUUGUACAUCAAUUAUUUGAGAACUCAGCAUAACAUUGAUUUGUUAAAAAACACCGAUUUAUCUUAAAUUGUGUGAGUAGUAUUUUAUAUUUGCUCAAUUCACGCGUUUCUGGGUCACCCUCUUUGAUAACUGAAAAAUUAUUAUAUUGGUGUAAUUUCUCUCUCCGAAAUAUCGAAGCAGCUCAUUCAAUAUGUUCUAAUCACAAUAAAUUUUUAUAACGAUACUCACGCCACUACACAGGAUGAAUUGCAUGUCCUCGACACUUCGUCAUGUAUAAUUUUCAAUAAAAAAAAUCCUAUUAUUUCUCAAA
This is a messenger RNA of Fopius arisanus, 2727 nucleotides long. RefSeq names its product sorting nexin-4. NCBI's taxonomy places the organism in Eukaryota, Metazoa, Arthropoda, Insecta, Hymenoptera, Braconidae. The transcript has 4 exons. Gene Ontology annotation, biological process: positive regulation of autophagosome assembly; protein transport. Bases 472 to 1740 code for a protein of 422 amino acids. Gene Ontology annotation, cellular component: SNARE complex; early endosome membrane; plasma membrane. The record is from RefSeq and is a predicted model, not a curated record. Gene Ontology annotation, molecular function: phosphatidylinositol-3-phosphate binding.